Molecule: messenger RNA, 4882 nt
Organism: Strigops habroptila (Kakapo)
Lineage: Eukaryota; Metazoa; Chordata; Aves; Psittaciformes; Psittacidae
Gene: TCF7
Product: transcription factor 7
Exons: 12
Coding region: 127-1596 (489 amino acids)
Biological process (GO): regulation of transcription by RNA polymerase II; canonical Wnt signaling pathway
Cellular component (GO): beta-catenin-TCF complex
Molecular function (GO): DNA-binding transcription factor activity, RNA polymerase II-specific; RNA polymerase II cis-regulatory region sequence-specific DNA binding
Source: RefSeq, a predicted model, not a curated record
AAAAAAGAGAGUGAGGGAGCAGGAAAAAAAAACACCUCAUAAUUACGAAGGGCUCGAUCGGGCGGCGGAGAACAAUACUUACCGGGAAAGUUGCUGCGCGGCCCGUGAGGGAGCGGCGGGAGGAAAAUGCCGCAGCUGGGCAGCGGCGGCGGGGACGACCUGGGGGCCACGGACGAGAUGCUGGCCUUCAAGGACGAGGGCGAGCAGGAGGAGAAGAUCCCCGAGAACGCCUUCACGGAGCGCGACUUGGCCGACCUCAAGUCCUCGCUGGUGAACGAGUCGGAGGGAACCGGCAGCCCGGCCGCCGCCGCCGCCGACCCUGAGGCCGUCAGGAGGGUGCAGGAUCCGCAGAGGGUUUACCAGGAGAAGCUGCCCGACCACAUGGAUGAUGGUAUGAAGCAUCAGGACCCAGGGAUGUAUAAAGGAUCCGCGUACUCUGGCUACCCCUUCCUCAUGCUCUCAGAUCCUUAUCUGCCAAAUGGAUCCAUGUCACCUCUGUCCAACAAGGUUCCCGUCGUGCAGCCCUCGCACGGAGUCCACCCACUCACCCCGCUCAUCCCUUACAGCAACGACCAUUUCAGCCACGGCUCCCACUCGCCCCACUUGCCCGCUGACAUCAACCAGAAGCAAGGAGUGCACCGUCCUUCCCAGACCUCAGACAUCCCCGGAUUCUACCCCCUCCCUCCCGGUGGAGUCGGACAGAUCACGCCGUCGAUGGGAUGGCAGAGCCAGUCUGUCUAUCCGCUCCCGUCAUGUGGAUUUAGGCAGCCGUAUUCGUCAGCGCUUUCUGCUGGGGCUUCUUUCUCCAGGUUCACUCACCCGCUGAUGCUGGGCUCUGGCAUGCACACCACCGGCAUCCCGCACCCCGCCAUCGUGCCCCACUCCGGCAAGCAAGACAUGGAGCACUAUGACCGGAACAUGAAACCUCAACCAGAACCAAAGAGAGAGAAGGAAGCCAAGAAGCCCACUAUCAAGAAGCCCCUGAAUGCUUUCAUGUUGUAUAUGAAAGAAAUGCGGGCGAAAGUCAUUGCCGAGUGCACCCUGAAGGAGAGCGCCGCCAUCAACCAGAUCCUGGGACGGAGGUGGCACGCGCUGUCCCGGGAGGAGCAGGCCAAGUACUACGAACUGGCUCGCAAGGAACGGCAGCUCCACAUGCAGCUCUACCCCGGCUGGUCUGCCAGGGACAACUAUGGGAAAAAGAAGAGACGAACACGGGAAAAGCAGCAGGAUUCCAACUCAGAUCCUGCCUCUCCUAAGAAAUGCAGAGCUCGCUUUGGCCUCAACCAACAAACGGACUGGUGCGGCCCGUGCAGGAGGAAAAAGAAGUGCAUUCGGUACCUACAAGGAGAAGGACGCUGUGCCAGCCCAGUUUCUUCCGAUGGAAGUGCUAUAGACUCCCCUCCCUCUCCUCUGGACGCACUCCAAUGCAUCUCCUCUGCUUUUCCUUCAGACAAGCUCGCAGCCCCCGCUGACUCCGCACACAGAGAACAGCCCGACCCCUUCCCCGUCUCCGCUCACCUCCAGCCCCUCACCAGCUCCUCCAGACGGACGCCCUCAGAGUCCCCUCCGCGCCGCGUGGCCUCCACGGGGACAUAGUCCCGUGCCCCCCCCGGGCACCUCCUUUCACCCACCGCGUUUCACUGCCCGUUGCCAAGGACCAGAGGCCACAUUCCCCAUCGCACUGUAGAACGUGCAGGGUUAGGACACGGGAUGACUUGAGGGUGCUGGAAAACUCCUUUAGUUUUUAUUUCUUUGGGGGGUGGGAGAGGUGUUAAAGAUAGCAAAGUGAUCUCCAAAAACAAGGUAAUGAGAACUUGCCAAGAUUUAAAGUGCUGAUGAGUAAACAAGCCUUUGUCCCUGCCCUGUGCUGCUUUUCUUGUUUGUUUGGGGGUUUUUGGUUGUUUUAUUGCAUUAUCUCCAGGUAUGGUGGGAAGCAGAGCCCUGCUCCCCAGCUUGCUGCAGUAGGUGGUAGGUGCUGUCACCCUAACACUGGCUUUGCUCCCUGCCUUCUGACCUGCUUCCAAGUGUAGUCGCUCACUCACAGAUCUCUUGUAGCCGUUCCACUACGGAGCUGGAAAAGCUGGAAUAGGAGCAUUUGUAAAAGCUGAAACUCAAUGUAGUGAUGCCGGCUUUGAUCCGACCGGAUAAUAGAGAAAUGGAGGUUUUCAGCCGAGGAGGUGAACGUUUCCAAGGUGCUGUUUACAGGUAACGGGCCUCCUGCAGACGUGUCCCGCGAGCGUGGCAGAGGGAAGGGGGGCACCGAGCACAGGGGCAGCUGGACCGGCCCCUGGCAGGGUUGGGGGCCCAUCGCUCGCCGCAGGGGCUCCCCUGCUGACAGGGCUUGUCCGUGGCAGAUGUCGCUGGUCACAGCUCCCCAGACAGGCUGCGCGAAGCCUAAAACCCACUUUGCUUCUGCAGCCUUUGCAGAGUCCUGGAGAUCCCUCCCCAGCAGAGUCCAGCAGCUCCUCGCUCCAGGCACCCUCAGAGCCCUUCUGUUGAUGAUUUGGUGGAUAACUUCCUAAAAAAGCCUUUAUUCUGCUUUGGGAUCUCUCCAAGAUCCUCCCUCCACCCUCAGGACCAUGCCAGAUGUUCAAUGUGUUCUCUCCAGCUUAAAAACCUUCACCAGUUUCUGGUGUUCUAUUUAUAUGUUUGCGCUUGCCCAGCACGACCCCGCUGUGGCCGGGCUGAGAUCAACCUGAACCAUCUCAAUUGAAUCCAAUCAAUUCUUGAUUUCCUUUGGGUUUACAGGCUCCCCACAGCCAGUCCAGCCCCCAUCAUUCCCUCCUUGAAAGAAACAGAUUCCAGACCACAGAAGGGAUAAAUAACACCACACAGAGCGAUAGGGGGGUCUAUUUUUUCUACUUACUGGGGUUUAAAGUACAGAAUACAAAUUAUGUAGUAAUAUUAUUGUAGAACUGCGAGAAAUUUAUAAUGUACAAAAUAUUUUUAUAUUGUUUUUCUUGAAGCAAAAAAAGCCACAAACCCCAACUUUUUUACAUUGGACUAAACAGAACUUUUUAAACAACAAGUUUAUGCCUCAAAGAUUGAAAAUGGAAAAGAAAAGGAUUAGUCUGUAGAGCAGCUUUGGGUUUAUUCCCUUUAUUUAGGUAGUUUGGCUUAGAGUAGCAUAGAGUUGUUUAAGUCCAGUUUUACUUUAGAUCUAAACCUGUCGCUUUAGUCCUCUCCUGUGUAAAUGUAACUUCAGAAGCACUGAAUGAAAGCUACUGCACAAACCUGAACAGAUGAAAAGUCGUUUUAAAGGCUGAAAGGGUCCUUUUAAAGCUUGAAAGAGUCAUUUGAACCCUUAUGGAAGCAGCAUUACCUGACCCCACCGCCAGCCAUACACUGAGCCGUGCACUGAUGCACUCAGAGGGGGGUAAGUUGUGGAGCACUCGCUCUAUCCGCACUCUGCUCUGCUUUACAUUACUUUGCCAGCUUAGACAAGAGCUGGUGCUGACCAAGGAACCGCUGCUCAGGCUCCUCCCAGCCCCCCCGGUCUCUUUUUAUCACUUGUUUUUAAAACACACCAAAAAAUUGCUUUACGGAACAGCAGCGAUGUCUCAGCCCGUGUGCGUGACCGAGAGCCUCGCUGCACGGUGCUGUCAAAGCAUCGGCCGCUGCAACCACCACAGAGGACAAAGCAGCCUCAGCAGCGUAGCUCACCCCAGCACUGCUGUAAAGCUGUUGUAAGCUACUGCCCAGUUGGUAUUUUGGGGAUGGAUGGGGUUGCCCAGAGAAGCUGUGGCUGCCCCAUCCCUGGCAGUGUUCAAGGCCAGGUUGGACACAGGGGCUUGGGAGCAACCUGCUCUAGUGGAAGGUGUCCCUGCCCGUGGCAGGGGGUUGGGACUGGAGGAGCUUUAAGGUCUGUUCUAAUCCAAACCAGGCUGGGAUUCUAUAAAACAUCCAAGUUAGCAAAGCGAAGGCAGGUAUUAGAAGAAAAGCAGAUGGGUAUAAAUAACACCAGUGGGAAUCAAGGAGCAAGUCCCAGCCGUAUUAACCUACAUCUCUCAGCCAAGGAGCAGCUCUCACCCCUGUCAAAGCUCACCAGGGCUUUCACCUGCUCAUUCCAAGGCUGCUUUGGUCCCUCCAUGGUGGUGCCGAUCCCUGCAGGGGCUCAGGGCCCACCCCUACAACAGCCCCCUCUGAUCCCCUUUAUCCCAUCUGAUUCCUGCACCCUCAGAAGCAUCUCCACACACACCCUGGAGCAGCUACACCAGCUUUCCCAGCCAGUGGUGGUCUGACCUGUGCCUGCGCCACGCGGGCAGGGUGGCAGCCAGAGCUGCCCUCUGCUGCAGGCUGAGCUCAGACAGCCCCUGCGUGCAGCAGGUUCAGUUUAGGCUGGUGGAACUGAGAACAGAGUUCAGAGCUUCCAAAGCACACAAGAUAAGAGACCAUUAAGCUGCCCAUUGCCAAGACAAAACAGUGACCAAGAGCUGUCACACAGCCCAGGGCUGAUACCCACCACCAAAACAAAGUUACCUUGAGUGAUACCAAAAAGUGUCUUUAGAAACACCAUAUGAAGUGCUACUGGUUUGUGUUAACGCUCUUUUUUAACAGAAGGAAAACUUUGCCCUUUAAGUUCUUUUACAGCGAUUUCAACUCUUCCUUAAAUCCAUCAUUUGACUUCCUGAAAUCAGUUUGAAUGUACGAGUCCUGGAAGCACCACUUCAUUAAGCCAAGUACAACCACUGUCUGUAUGUAGCAGGGAUCAAUGUUUUGCAGCUGUACUUUCAUUUGUCCAGUGACGAUCCACCACUUGUUGUUUUUUACUUCAUUGAGUAUGUAUUUUUUUGGCUUUUAUGUUCAAAAUAUGUUUAUAGCUUUAUAAAUAAAGUAACUGCCAGAGUGGCUCUUUGAGAUGGGCCACCGGGAGUUCUGAUCU